CCUCCUCCUCCUCCUCGUCGUCGUCAUGGCAUUUCCGACGCCCGAUAGCGAAUUCAUGCCGGACGACUCUGAACUCUCCUCUCCUUCGGCAGCGCCGUCUUCUCCCCUGGCGGCGCUCACCGAGUCGGUGAGAAUCGCGCCUCCAAUGACCUCCGUUGCCAACGCUCGCGUACCGGAUGACACCAACCGAUACGGGAGCAUCGGCUAUGACACCGUCGUCGGUGACGGUGUAAAGUUUCCGGCUCGGAAAUUGAAGCCUCGCGGCGCGACCGAGGCGGGUUGGGUUUUGGGUGCAGAGCCACGGCCCGCGCAGUCUGAGUCCUGGCAAGGGUCUUUCGUUAGACCUUCACUUCCGGACUCGGCGAAGGAGCUCCCGCUAGCACCGUCGUCGGCUGCUCCCUUCUGUGGCGGCGGCGGCGGCGCUAGCAGCAGCAGUUCGUCGUCUAACAACCCUCCCAGAGCGCCUGCACGAGCUCCUCCGCUGCCCGAUCAUCAGAGGAGUCAUCAUCGUCUCGCGCCAGCACCACAUACGGGCGCCGUUCACCGCCGAGGCAACAUUUACAACGGCCAGCAGAGGGGAAACCAAAGCUGGGUCCCUCCUAGUCCUAGGGGAUCGCACUACGGGAAUCAGCACCAUGAUGAGAGAAGUAGCUACGGUUGGCACGACCCUCAACUCCCCGGCCAUAAUCUCUACACAGGGAUGCCGUUGCCACGGCUGCACCAGCCAACAAGUCCGUGUGUGCCAUAUGUCUACGCGCCACAGCGUGCUCAGGCCCAGCCUCCCCUAAGUCCCAUGGACUACAACGGCGUUGCCUCUGGAUACAAUGCUCAAUUCGUGACGCAUCCGAAUCCCUAUGCGAGUGUGCCGCUCGACACUUAUCGAAUGCCUUUCAACAAUUUCCAAAGGCCACAGCCGCUGACUGUGGCUCCUUCCACAAUCAGUAUUCGUGCUCCGGUUGACAAUCGGAAACUGAGCUUGAAGCGGCAGAUUGAAUACUAUUUUAGCGUGGAUAAUCUCUGUAAAGACAUUUUUUUACGUGGCAAGAUGGAUGAUCAAGGUUGGGUUCCCGUCUCAUUGAUUGCUACCUUCAACAUGGUCAAAAGGGUGACCACGAGCACAACGGAGAUAUUGGAUGCUCUAAGAGAUUCGACAAAACUUGAAAUACAGGUGUACUUCACCCUCAUCUUUUCCCCUCUUGAUUCUACUCUUAUCAGCUAUGUUUCUUAAAUAAUUCAUCUUGGUAUUUUUCUUCAAAACCUGUUCCUGCAAUCAUCUACAGGCAGAGAAAAUUAGAAGACGCGAGGAUUGGAUGAGAUGGUUACUGCCCUCGAUGGAAAAUCCAAAUGGUUAUGGUUCCACGCCUAACUUGACAUUGAACCAUGAUGAUUCAGUCAUCCACCCCAUGCAGACUCUCGGAUUAAGGGAAUCUUCCAGCCAGACCAUCAUGAGUCGUACUCAAACUGAGGUAGCACUUGAUAGGGGAUCAGCAUCCUGUAGCUGCAACAGCCAGCAGGAUAGAGAUCCAGCUCAACUAGAAGAACUUUGUCGCAGUGGUUCAGAUCAUGAAAUAGGCAGUGACAAAAGCUAAGUUUGGAGGAAUAUGGCUGGAACGGAUUCAUGAAUCCAGAUACAGAUGGACUGUUGUUAGAUUGUCCUGUCUGGUUCUUUGCCGUCGGGCAGUUUGCUAAAUAUAAAGGAGAUCAAGACUGGUGAUUAUUUUUUUUUUUUUUGAAAGAAA
Molecule: messenger RNA, 1739 nt
Organism: Zingiber officinale
Lineage: Eukaryota; Viridiplantae; Streptophyta; Magnoliopsida; Zingiberales; Zingiberaceae
Product: la-related protein 1C-like
Exons: 5
Coding region: 26-1228 (400 amino acids)
Molecular function (GO): RNA binding
Source: RefSeq, a predicted model, not a curated record